Oncorhynchus kisutch (coho salmon) is the source of this 13300-nucleotide messenger RNA. Its product is annotated as microtubule-associated protein 1B. NCBI's taxonomy places the organism in Eukaryota, Metazoa, Chordata, Actinopteri, Salmoniformes, Salmonidae. The record is from RefSeq and is a predicted model, not a curated record. Gene Ontology annotation, biological process: dendrite development; microtubule cytoskeleton organization; regulation of microtubule depolymerization. Gene Ontology annotation, cellular component: synapse; cytosol; neuronal cell body. Gene Ontology annotation, molecular function: microtubule binding; actin binding.
AGGACCCAGCUUCCACUCGUCGUGCUGUUGCCAUGGAAAUCCCCGUGGCAGCAGCAUCGCUCUCUGUAGCGCCAGGAGAGCCGGAGGAGCAGUGCGAGCCCGCCCUACCCUUUCACCGUGGACAGCACCAUAGGACCAGACCGCCGUUCAACCACGGGAGAUUUUAUAUGCUGAUAGUUAUCGGAGAAAUCUCAACGGACCACCACCUUCAGUCUGCCAAAAAACACAUAAUACAGGGACUGCGGUCGUGGGACAUCGAUCUGACUCUGUGCGACCUGAACAGAGAGCUACAGCUCUUCGCGACGCGACACUCUGCCCAGUUCUCCUCAGAGGUCAAAGGACAGAGGACCCUGCAGUACAAGAGUGAUGUCCUUGAGACAGUUGUGUUGGUGAACCCGUCAGAGGAAACUACUGCUUCAGAGAUCCGUUCUCUGGUCACUGACUCUGCUGGACACAAGCUACUAGUCCUAAGUGGCCAGAGCUCUGAGCAGGGAGGUGACAUCACACUGCAGGGUGGAGCCUUCACCUGGAGACACUUCUCUGACAUAAUCUCUGAUCCUGGAGUGACUGAGGUCCUGUCCAACUCAGCAUCGGACCAGCGGCCCAGGCUAACAGUAUCGUGCCUGGGAGACGGGGGCUGGAGCUCACUGGGCCACAGCCAGGAGCAGCAGCACCUCCAGAACCUUCUGGAAUACCGCCUAAACCCUGAGCCCACGCUUCCCGACAUGGAGGGAGUCGCGGAGUUCACAGAGUACGUCUCGGAGACGGUGGACGUCCCGUCGCCCUUUGACAACCUGGAACCGCCCACCUCGGGUGGUUUCCUGAAGCUAUCCACCUGCUGCUACAUCUUCCCUGGAGGGAGGGGUGACUCUGCCCUGUUCGCCGUGAACGGAUUCAACAUCCUGGUGGAUGGAGGGUCCGAACGCAGGUCCUGUUUCUGGAAGCUGGUCAGGCACUUGGACAGGAUAGACUCAGUCCUGCUGACCCACAUUGGGGCGGACAACCUCCCAGGCAUCAACGGGCUGCUCCAGAGGAAGAUCGCUGAGCAGGAGGAGGAGCAGUCCCAGGGAUCUGGCGGCUCCAACACAUACGGUGACUGGAUGAAGAACCUGAUCUCGCCUGAGCUCGGUGUGGUGUUCUUCAACGUCCCCGAGAAGCUACGAAUGCCUGAGUCCACGCUAAAGGUCAAACGGAGCAUCGAGGAGGCAUCCCUCACACUGCAGUAUCUCAACAAGCUUGGCAUCAAGUCAGAACCUCUUUACAGGGUCGUUAGCAACACCAUUGAGCCCAUCACGCUUUUCCACAAGCUGGGCGUUGGCAAGCUAGACAUGUACAUUCUGAACCCUGUGAAGGAAAGCAAGGAGAUGCAGUUCCUUAUGCAGAAGUGGGCUGGGAACAGUAAGGCCAAGACUGGGAUUGUGAUGUCCAAUGGCAAAGAAGGAGAAAUAUCCGUCCCUUACUUGACCUCAGUAACAGCUCUUAUCGUAUGGAUCCCGCAUAGUCCAACAGAGAAGAUAGUCAGGGUGCUGUUCCCUGGAAAUGCACCGCAGAACAAAAUCUUGGAGGGGCUUGAAAAGCUGAAGCACCUGGACUUCCUGCGCUACCCAGUAGCCACUCAGAAAGACAUAUCCUCUGGGGCCCCGCCUCCAAUCAAACAAACAAAGAUGAGAUCAAGAACAGAAAGCAAGGAGAGCCUGAAAUCUUCCACCAAAACACAGUUGGCCUCAAAAGCCAGCAAGAAGGAAGCUAAAGGGCUGGAAGAGGAGUCCAAGAAUGACUCGGCUAAAGAGAACAAAAUUGAAAAGAGAGAGGAGAAGAAGGAGAAGAAGGUGAAGAGUGAGAGCGCCAAAGCUACCAAAGCCACCAAAGCCACCAAACAACAACAAAACAGUGAGGCAGCACCCGAAGCAGCCAAACUGGAGAGAAAGAAGCUGUCCAAGGAGAAAACACUGAGGAAACACUCCAAGGAACGACCAUCUAAGAUGGAGGAGAAAAAGGACAAAGAGAAGAAAGAGAUCAGUAAAGUAAAGAAAGAGGACAACAAACGCGAAGUGAAGAAAGAUGAUACUGCUAAAAAAGAGGAGAAAAAAGAAACAAAAGCAGUGAAGGAGGAGAAAAAGAAGGAUCUGAGUAAGCCAGAGCUGAGGAAGAUCACCAAACCAGACCUGAAACCCUUUACCCCAGAAGUCAGGAAAACCCUCCAUAAGGCAAACAAGACACAGGCCAAACCCAAGACGGACAAGACUGACAAAAACAUAACAGCCAAACCGGUCAAAGAGAAAACAGCUGAGAAAAAGUCUGUCCCAAAGAAAGCCCCCCCAAAAUCCGCUGCUGCUUUGGCAGACGGGUCUGUUGUAUCCUCUCCAGAAGACCUCACCAAGGACUUCGAAGCUUUAAAACGAGAUGAGCUCUCGAAGCUAGGGAGUGAACCCAUUCAGAAUGAUGUCAUGUCUGGAUGUCCAGCUUUCACAGACUCCAAACUCCCUGAUGAGGGAAUAACAACUAAAUCCACAGCCAAUCUUGGAGAGAAGUUUGAGGAUGAGGGUGCUGACAUGGAUGAUGGUGAUGAUGAUGGGGAGGAGUACAAAAAAGAGAGUGAUGUACUAAAGAAAGGUGCAGAUGUCGGGAAAUGGCAGGACAUUAAAAGAAAUGCUGGCAUGGAUAGGAAAUAUGAGGAUGAAAUGGAGAAAUACGACGACGACGACUACUCUACUAAGGGAGACAUGAAUUCGAAGAAGAGUGUCAGCUCAGAAGAGGAGGGUGACGUUAUCGAAAAAGCAGAUCUGGAGGGAAUUGAGGAUUAUGAGGAUAAAUACAACUCAGAAAAAGAUAAAAAAGAAUGGGACACCAAGUCAACCGACUUUAAAUCGUUUUCAACCGCAGUCGCCUCUGGACAAACCACUACCGCUGCCUCUGAGCAAGUGUCCUUCAUCCAAGAUGAGACUAUUCCCGCUUAUUCCGAAACGGAGCACACCAUCUCCGAUGAGGAGAUCCAUGAAGAACCCGAGGACAGGAUCCCACACCUCCGCUACGACGUUGCUUCCUGCGACAUCACCGUUCCCGACGUUCCAGGAUCCUUCGACUCUGUGUAUGGUGUUAGGGAGAUGAGAGCCUCGGCUACGUCUGACGCCUCAGACUUCAAAGCCAAAGGCUUUGUGGGAAGACAUGACCCAGUGUUGGCAGCCUAUCCAAGCAUCAUCACAGCUCCGCUCGCCGAGGAAGAGCACAUCUCCUCAGCCACGUCCAUCACAGAGUACGACAAACUGUCCUCGUUCGCCACUUCCAUGGCGGACGACCAGUCCAUCGCAUCUGUGACCGCCCCGCAGACAGAGACAGAGACAGGGAGGAGCUCUCUUCACCUGGACACGGUCAAUAGCAUCCCCUACCGCACCGAGGCCACCCACGGGAAGGACUACCUCCACUCGGCUGGAACCAUCUCUCCCACCUCCUCCCUGGAGGAGGACAAGAACUUCAGUUCUCCUCCUUCAAAGGAGUACCAGCCUUUUGUUACUGAGAUGGAGGCUGGGAGGAAGACCAAACCCGUCCAUGAGGAGUAUGACGAAGAGGAGGAUGAAGACGAGGACCAGACUCCCAACGUUGAUAUCCCCUUGGGGAAACUCCAAGAGGGCUACGAGCAGGCGACGGCAGCCAUGUUGCUCCAGGACAAGGAUAAAUCCCCCUCCACUGCCUUUGCACCUCCCUCUCCUCCCUCUUUCUCCAGCGGGUUUAAGCCUAGUUCCAUGUUUGAAGUUGAAGAGAGAUGUCUUAGCCCAGGCGACAGCACCGUGAAGCUGGCCUCACCCACCCAGUCGGUCCCCAUCAGCAGUGGCUACUCCCCCACAGAGGAGAAGAAAAACAACAAAAUGGACAACACUGAAACUGAGCUCCAGAAAAUGGGGCUUUCUGGUGACAAGACCCCCUUUGAAGAAUCAGAUGAGGAUGAUGAUGAUGACUAUUAUGAGAAAAGGGAUCUCAAACCCUGUGUUAAAGCUAAGUAUUUGGAACAGAAGGAGGGUAGGUUCUUGGACGAUGAAUCACCUCAAGAAGAGAAGCUGUCUGAGAGGGACAAAGGACUUGCAGAGGAUGACAUCAAGUCCAAGUAUCUGCAGAAUAAACCGGGGUCGACAGACGAGACACAGUUCUCUGGUUACAUGGCGCAAACAACCAAACCCCAGAUCAUGCACUCCGACGAGCAAGACGAGGUGGAGGAAGAUGAUGAAGAUGAUGUUGUUCAACCAAGUGGAACAGGGUCUAGAGCUUUAUCAGUAGAGCAAAGUAAAUUGGACUCUGAAGAUGACGAAAAGGAUGCAGCAUUAUCCAGAAAAAAGAACCAUGUAACUUUGAAAGAGCCAGAGAAAAGUGUCCAGUUCAAUCUGUAUGACUUCCCGGAGCGAGAGAGUAGAGAGAAACGCUCAGAAGAAGAAAUAAGACAGGACACCCCAUAUGUACACGGCAAGACUUUCUCUUACAGUGAUAUCUAUGACAAUAAAACCAGUUAUCAGAAGGACCAGUCAGAAAAAAUGGGGAAGGACAGUAUGAAGGAGACGGAUACACAGAAAAAGGACUCCGCUUUCCCCUCAGACAAGGAGGGUUUCCCUAGCUCUCAUGGAAAAGAUGUAUCUUCCUCCUCCUCUUCCUCUUCCCCCUUUCCAUGGCUCCAUGGCUCUGAAUCUAUAGAGAAGAUAAGUGAGCCACGUGGAUACAGCAGAGAGAGCAGAUUCCCAUCCAUGGCUGAUAGACCAGAGGCUUCAACCACAUCCUUAUCAUCAGAGAGAGACUCCUCCCCUUAUAAAGUUCACAGUGAUUACACCUCUGUAACAGGUAGUGCUGCAGCCAAACCCUCUUCAAUGAGCUACCAUGACAAAGAGGUGGAACUGGAGAUAGACAUGAGGAAGCUAACAGCCAGGGAUGAGGAAGACUACGAUGAUUAUGAUGAUGAAGAUGAUGAAGAAGAGGAUGAGGACGAUGAAGAGGAGGAUGCUAUUGACUCAGACAUGGAGAAAGGUGCCAAAGAGAAAUCGGAAAAGGAAGUCAAAAGUCCAUUCAUCGAUGGUGUGAGCUCAAAACAGCCCCAGUUUAUGGUUUCCAUGGCUGGCUACGGUUACAACAGCCAGACAAAGCCGACUUCACCAGACAGCAUGAGCACAGAAGAGCCAGAGUUUAUGGUUUCCAUGGCCGGCUAUGGUUACAACAGUCAGGCAAAACCGACUUCACCAGACUGUGUGAGCUCAAAGGAGACAGAUUUCACAGACUCCAAACUCCCUGAUGAGGGGAUAACAACUAAAUCCCCAGCCAAACUUGGAGAGACGUUUGAGGACGAGGGUGCCGACAUGGAUGAUGAUGAUGACGAUGAUGAUGAUGACGAUGAGGAGGAGUUCAACAAAGAGAGGGAUGUACUAAAGAAAUGUGCAGAUGGUUACAGUAGUCAGGCGACUUCACCAGACGGCAUGAGCUCGAAAGAGCCAGAGUUUAUGGUUUCCAUGGCCGGCUAUGGUUACAACAGCCAGGCAAAGCUGACUUCACCAGACGGCAUGAGCUCGAAAGAGCCAGAGUUUAUGGUUUCCAUGGCCGGCUAUGGUUACAACAGCCAGGCAAAGCUGACUUCACCAGACGGCAUGAGCUCGAAAGAGCCAGAGUUUAUGGUUUCCAUGGCCGGCUAUGGUUACAACAGCCAGGCAAAGCUGACUUCACCAGACGGCAUGAGCUCAAAAGAGACAGAUUUCACAGACUCCAAACUCCCUGAUGAGGGGAUAACAACUAAAUCCCCAGCCAAACUUGGAGAGAAGUCUGAGGACGAGGGUGCCGACAUGGAUGAUGAUGACGAUGAUGACGAUGAUGAGGAGUACAACAAAGAGCGGGACACACACAGCCAGGCAAAGACGAUUUCACCAGACGGCAUGAGCUCGAAUGAGCCAGAGUUUAUGGUUUCCAUGGCGGGCUACGGUUACAACAGCCAGGCGAAGCCGACUACGCCACCUUCCUCCACCACCUGCAAAGGUGACAUGGGCGCCACAGCGUUCUCUGGGUACUCCUCUGGGUUUGAUUAUUCUUACGGUGGGGAGAAAGACACAUUUCAGUCCAGCCAGAUGAAGGACAAAGAGGGAAAAGAUGACUAUUUCCACAGUGAGAGAGCUGACGGUGGUAAGAAAACAGGAGACACAGUAGGAGUCUCAUCAGGCUUCCACUACACCACCACCUCUGCCACGGCAUAUUCGUCCUCCUCUUCCUACAGCUACUCCUCCUCUACGUCCGGUCCGUCACUCUCCACCAGCCGGCAGUUUGGCGAGGAGCUGGAGACCCCAGCCAACGCCUCCGACCACAUCUUCAAAAAUGAUACAGACAGUGCCGGCUUCGAGUACUCCUCCUUUAAAGAUGAACACGGCUCCUUUAAAGAUGAACACGGCUCCUUUAAAGAUGAACAUGCCUCCUUUAAAGAUGAACACACUGCCUUUAAAGAUGAACACGGCUCCUUUAAAGAUGAACACGCCUCCUUUAAAGAUGAACACGCCUCCUUUAAAGACAAACACGCUUCCUUUAAAGAUGAACACUCCUCCUUUAAAGACGAACACUCCCUGGCCAUGGACUCCUCCCCCUUUUCCAGUUCCUGCGGGAUGGUUAAGAACGAGUACCUGGAGGUUUCAGAGAAGCAGAUGACGAUGGCCACCACCACCACCGCAGAAUCCACCUCCAGUCUGGCCCGCUUCUCUCCUCACAGCCCCUUUGAGGAGAUCAAACCUUUCCACUCACACUCCUCCGCUUCCUCCUCGGAAGACAAAAAGGAGCAUGUUGCCUCGAUGGAAGGAAGUGUUGUGAACAAAAGCCCCCAGUCGGACUGCUUCUAUAAACCGGAAUGGGCGGAUGAGUCCAAGCUGCAGGCUGCAGGGGGUUAUGGGCCUUUCUCCCAGUCACCCAAGGAGAAGGAUGCCAUCGCCAUGGGUUUGUUUGGUGUCACCUCGUCCCCACGGCCCGACUCAACAGGCAAGCAUUACUUUGAAAACUCUGACAGUACUGAGGAAGAGGAUGACGAGGAAGGUUACAUGCGUGAGAUGGGCCUGUCCUUCUCUAAAAAACACGGCAGCAGCACCACCACCUCAGGUAAGAUAGAUGGCGCUGGUCUCCCUGAUGUGCUCACCUCGUACAUACCCUCCUCUCUGCUGCCCACCAAGCCAGACACAGUCAAUGGUCCCAUGGAGGUUAGCAGCAUGAGCUCCCCCAUCAGUGCAGGGCCAGCAGCCAGCUGCGUGAGCCCAGGUCUGGGUACAGCUGAGGAGAAAAAGGUGAGGGGCUCCUAUGAGUGGAACAUGCAGAAGCCCCAGAUGGACAUGGUUCCUGGCGACUCCCCGCCUCAUUACCGCCACGAGGACGAGUUUGAGGAGGAAUGCGAAAUGGAACCAGAGUGCCCCGCCCGCCCGCUCUCCCUCUCCUCCACUGAACACACCUUCGGCUCCCCCUUCUACACGGAGGCGUCGUGCCGAGGAGAAGCAGGAGGAAGAGAUGAUGAUGAUGACAGCGACCUGGACCUCCCUCCUGAAAUGGGCGCCUCCUCCUCCACAUCCUCCUCCAAAGCCUCCCCUGGCUACUCCUCCUCGGAACACAGGCACCGCAAGGGAGACCUCUCGCCCUCCUUUAUCAAUCCCAGUAUGCAACAGCAGUCCAGCGAUGAGGAGGACGAGGAGCGGGGACGCAGGAGCGACCAAUCGCAGGAAGGGGACGAACAUGAUCUGUCAGUCAAGAAGAGAGCCAACAAACAGCCCCACCAUCCCCGCUUCCAGGGUGGCUCGAUCACCCACGCCGGGACGGCUGGGCUGGGGUUAGCCAGAGAAGACACCCCCCCAACCUCCGUCAGCGAGUCUAUACCGUCGCAGUCAGAUUCAGACGUUCCCCCAGGGACAAAGGAGUGCCCCUUCAUCACGGGCAACAGCAACAUGGACUCUGACGAGGACACUGAGUACCUGCCUGUGGAUAAGUUCUCCACCAUGGGAGGGGGCCACCAUCACUCCUCUUCCUCCUCCUCCUCCAGGAUUAGCCCCCGGGACCCCCCUCCUGCCCCACUCAUGGACCCCUUCCCCAACCCCCCUCACCCCGACGUCUGCAUGGUGGACCCCGACGCUCUGGCCAAUGACCAGAACCGGGUAACCUCAGAGUCGCCCCUCAAGAAGGACCCCAAGACGAAAGGCGUGCGGAAGACAGGGAAACCCAAGUCGGCAUCUCCGGCUCGCCGCAAGCGGUCCCCCAUGCCAGUGAAGCAGUUGCCAUCCCCUCGCAGCGCCUCGCUGAAGAAGGAGACAGAGAAGAGCUUGAGGAUGUCCCAUCUGUCAGACGGACAGGCCUCCAGAGACGAUGACCUCUCCAGGUCCAGUUACAACGCCGGCAGGGUGGCCAACGGAGUUAAGAGCACCUCAGGCUCUCAGAGGUCCAGUUCCGUGGUUCCCCAAGGCCCUCCUAUCUACGUAGACUUGGCCUACAUCCCCAACCACUGCAGUUCUAAGAACGUGGACCAGGAGUUCUUCAAACGUGUCCGCUCUGCAUACUACGUGGUGAGCGGGAACGAUGUGGGCAAUGACGAGCCCAGCCGAGUGGUCCUGGAUGCUCUACUGGAGGGCAAAGCCCAGUGGGGAUCCAACCUACAGGUGACGUUGAUUCCCACCCAUGACACAGAUGUGACUCGGGAGUGGUACCAGCAAACCCAUGAACGGCAGCAGGAGCUAAACAUCAUGGUCCUGGCCUCCAGCAGCACCGUGGUCAUGCAGGAUGAGUCUUUCCCCGCCUGCAAGAUCGAAUUUUAAGCCCCACCCCCCUCUCUUCCCCUCUGUAAUGGGACAACACACAGCUCCCCUGGUUCAGUCUGUCUGUUUAAAUAUUUUGGAUCUGCCUUUUCUAGGGAUUUAUUUCUUACAGUAAAUCAUAACAGUACAUCUCAAAUUACACCCUAUUGGUCUUAUAGCGAACAUCUCUGGUCUAAAGUAGUGCACUGGACUGUAUGUGGAGUAGGGUGUCAUUUUAGACAGAGAUAUUCAACAACCACACGUUUGAUUAUGGUUAGUGUCAUUGUUUGUAUUAUAAAGGUGCUCUUCAGACUAUAACGCUCCUCUACUAUAAUUCUAAGGUUUAUUCAAGGAAACAAGUAUGGUUGUGCAUACGGUAGAAAUCCAGGCAAAAUGUCCAGGCAAUGGUUACUGUUUCCUUCAAGUUAAGACAGAUUUUCUUCUAAUAGGCAUAACUCAUGCACAAGUAUGCCCUAUUAUAAUGUUAGAGUCAUCAACAACAACAACAGACUUAAUCUUUGUUUAAAGAAGUUACAACACCAAAACACAUUUUGUACUUUAGUGUUUAUAUGUUUUGUAGAACUGAAUACACCAUGCUAAUGCCAAUGGUACUUUUCUCAUCCACGUCGCACUCAUUGAACUUUGUGCCUAAUAUUGACACAUUGACAUAGAUGAUAUUCUAAGUAGAUUGUCUCUAAGAGUCUUUUAGAUGUCGAAUAAUUAUGUUUGUAGUAGAAUAGGGUGGAAAAAACUAAUCGAGUCAUACUCAAAGGAUUUGUGUGUGCCAUUCAGUUUUCAUGUCAUUUCUGCCAUUCAGUUUUCAUGUCAUUUCUGCCAUUCAGUUUUCAUGUCAUUUCUUCAAGGUGAAAUUCACUUUUACUGGAUUUCUCAAGCGCCAUAUUGCGUACAGUAAAUCGUAACUAUCAGUGUUGUCUGGUUGUAAAGUGAAGUCUUUUGAGAAUAUUUCCAGCCAGAACACAUCCAGAUCUGUCGAACAGGGCUGGUGUAUAUUGUACAAUAUACAACAUGCACAGUAGAUUACCCUUGCAUUUAUUUUCCAGGCUUGCAUCCACAAACAUAUCGUGGAUCCAGCCAACGUAUGCUAUUGUGUGAAAGGAAAGGAGAAUACUCUCAUUGCAACAUUUUAAUGACUGUAUGUCAGGUUGCUACAUUCAAUGUACUACUUCCUCGUCAUAGCAUUUAUACGCAUGUAUAACAUACUGUAAGCAUUACACAUUGGCUUGGAAUAGUGUGGCUUAUUAAAUGACAAAUAGCUUAAGCAGCUUGUUUGUGUUCAUGAACUCAUUGAUAGAAAGGAGGCUGUCAGGUUAAAAGAGGUUACACAACUUAAAGACAAUAACCCUCCGCUAUUUAACUGCAGAGCGACACUGUCUGUCUGUGAACUGGAGUAGGUCCACACUUUGGGAAGGUAUCACAGAUCAUAUGAUUAUUCUCACAUUUAGUAUUGACCCUUUAAGAGACAUGGGUGUGAUUUGGGAUUUGUGUAAGGUGAAGAUAGUGUAGACUAGUGGUAUGUACUCCAGCUAUGACCAUCAUGGUAUCGUCCCAAAUGGCACCCUAUUCCCUAUGUAGUGUAUUUCUUUUGACCAGAGCCUUAUGGUAGUGCACUGCAUAGGGAAUAGGGUGCCAUUUGGAGCAGUCAUACCUAACCUGGUUAUGACUACAGCAAUAGGACCAUGUGGUUGUGAGCUCAUGGCCCAUCACCUGUACAGGGUAAUAGUUUGAUUGAGUGUCUGAAGACUUGUCUGUGAGGUGUUUGCGCCGUGCAUUAAGACCACGUUGAUGAAACAUUGAUGAACAUUGUGGGGCGGUUCCAUAGAUGAUAGAGGUUUGACUGUCACCCACAUGUGCCUUUCUGUCCUGUCGUGUGUUCAAGGAAGACUCGGAUGCUUGCUUGAAAUGGCCCUUGUGGCAAAGCCAUAGAUAUUCAGUGUUCGGCAAACACCGUUUCAGUCUCAGAAUUUGAACGGACGCCAUGUUGGCACUGAAAGCUUCAAGAUGCAGAUUAGAAUGUUCUCAUCAUGGCAUGUUUGGUGCAGACAUGGAGGAUGGGUUGCCAUGGUAAAGUAGUGGCUAGGUGGGCAGGUCAGUGUUGUAGUAUGAUCACUAAACUAAGCAAACUAACAUGGUACUUACUUCUACCAGUCAGUGAUCACAGGGUCUGAUAUUCUCUGUCGACGAUAGUGAACAUGAAGCACAAAUGAUCAAACAACUUAAAAAGUACCAACUGUGAUCAAACCCAUAUUCUAAGAACUUUUAGGCCUACUCAUAUGAAAAUACUUUAAUUUGGGAUUUCUACCAAUUGUGUAUGUUCUUUAACACAAAAGCAGUCAUUUUUAAUCAGAAAAAGAGAGAGCUUUGUUGGAAAUGUUAACUCACAGACAGACGUUAUUUCCUAUUGAGUUGUAUUAUUUUCUUAAUCCUUAUGAUGCCCAUGGAAAGGGAAAUAGGUGUUCUGCUUUAGGGCUGUUUUAGAACCGUUAACUUUGGGACCAGAGGCCAAAAGGUUUUUGCUCUACCACAAUCACCUUGACUCAAUGCCUUGGAAUGUUUUUAAAGACAAAAUGUACAAUUUGCUUUUGAUUUUAUGUGAUUAUAGUCAGUGUGUCUAGAAUGUAAUUUUCAGUGUUAUUUAAGAUGGGUUUUCAUUUGUGUGCACAGUUCAAUUGUAUCCUUUAAUUUUACUGUGAAUUGGGAUUAACUAAGUAGAUUGUUAGAAAACGAGACAUGUUUUAAUUCCAUUUUAUUGCAUCAUGACAUUGAGUUUGAGGCUUACAAAGAACAAAUUAUAACAUGCUUUGUUCGAGGGUCUAGACAAAUUGUACUAUUGCGCAAUCUUUGAGGCCAAUCAGAAUAUUCAGCAAUGUAUUCCAGUUUUUCUGAGACAGAUAUGGCACACACACACACACACGUAAGUAAUAAUGAAUUUCAAAUGCUUUCAGUAAACAUGCUUUGAAUCCUGCAAUGUUUUUUUCUUCUCGUUGCCGAUGCUCAAAUGUACCGGACCAUGUAGAUUAUCAGAGAGAGUAGUUCUGAGACAGAACUGCUCUGUCUGUUAACCAGGCUGCAAUAACAAUACUGAGAGGUUUAACCAGGCUAGUUCUGAGACAGAACUGCUCAGUCUGUUAACCAGGCUGCGAUAACAAUACUGAGAGGUUUAACCAGGCUAGUUCUGAGACAGAACUGCUCUGUCUGUUAACCAGGCUGCGAUAACAAUACUGAGAGCAGCGUUCAGUCUGGUUUAACCAGGCUAGUUCUGAGGGAUCCAGCUGAUCCGAAUGUGAAGAAGCAGAUUAACCUUUACGUUCUCCGUGGAGGACAUUGAUAUCUUGGUUGCCUUGGUGACAUACUAGUUAGUAGUUGUAUAUAUUUCUGCUCCAUCAACUCAAAAGGGUUGUCAGUCAAAGUCAGACUGUCUCCUCUAUUGUGUGUGAAUACAGUGCAUAUCAAACUUAUUUUUAGGGCAGAAUGUCUGUUAUUUUAUUUCUUUACUCUUGUCUGAAGUCUGUCUAUUUCUAAUGGUUGCCCUGAGAAACGAGUGGAAUUAAUUAGUCAGCGAUUGAUUAAAGAAAACUGGACAAGUUCUACAUUUUCAGAGACUGAUUUUUGACCGUACAGGUAACUGUCUUACUAACAGUCAAAGGCAAACUAACAUGCCUGCUAUAUUGUUUAGCUGAGAGAACAUUCUGUAUAACAAAUAUUGGAUAAUUUUCCAGUGCUUGCAAUUGGCUUUCAUGUAGAGAAUGGGAUUCAGAACAACAGUAUCCCUUUAUAUCUCAGCAACUCUAUGAGAAGAUGCUCAAUCUUCUUGUGCUGUAAUUUAACCAGUUUUCCUGUGGUCUUUGACUUCAAGGUUGUCUUAACAGAGACAUCAACUGUUAACUCAUGUCAGUGUCAUUCUGAAGACUAGAAUUAACAUUGUAUUCAUAGACAUACACAAACCACAACACACAAAACUGACUGCCAGAUAGUGACUCGGAUCACUAUAUCAAUACAUUUUAUAUCUAGGGUAUUUAUAAUGGUUCACACAGUGAAUUUUUCCAAAUAAAAAAAACAGAACAAAAACAGUAACAAUGUAUUGUGCAAAAAUAAUAAUUCCGUUGAAUUCUCCAAAACUCCUCAGAAUCCUGAUGUAGAAAAUCCUCAUGAAGAUUGUCCAUCAUUCCAAUAAACUGCUUAUCUGUGCAUGCUAUCUUAUUGGUUCUAAUCCUGUAGGUAAUAGUUUAAAAAUGAAUAAAAUAGCCUUUCUAUUUUAAAAGAUGCAUAUUUAAAAAGCUAACUGUGGAUGGUAUGGAAGGCUGGUGCAAGGUCGUCGUCUUGCCUCCACUGGCUGUGCUGGAAGGAAGGCGUUGGGAUCGCUCUCCUCUUUCUUUUUGCAAGCUUCAUGACUGUUCUUAAAUCUUUUGUUUUAAGUGCAAUAUACUUCUCUAUCUUUAGGAACAUAGAACUUCAGCAGAUUUAUUGUCAAAGGGGGAAAGUGUGGUGAUCAUCAAUAAAACAUGUAUUGAAGAAUA